AUGGUUGCAGUAGGUGCAUUGGGCGCAUUGGGCGCAGUGGGUGCAUUGCUUGCAAUGGUUGCAAUGGUUGCAGUAGGUGCAUUGGGCGCAGUGGGUGCAUUGGGCGCAGUGGGUGCAAUGGUUGCAAUGGUUGCAGUGGUUGCAGUAGGUGCAUUGGGCGCAGUGGGUGCAGUGGGUGCAUUGGUUGCAAUGGUUGCAAUGGUUGCAAUGGGUGCAGUGGUUGCA
Messenger RNA from Paramuricea clavata, 225 nucleotides. The record is from the annotation of a GenBank genome assembly. NCBI's taxonomy places the organism in Eukaryota, Metazoa, Cnidaria, Anthozoa, Malacalcyonacea, Plexauridae.